AUGCAAAAUCACAGUUUUGUAACUGAGUUUGUACUCUUGGGGCUCUCACAGAGUCCAAAUGUGCAGAAAACUAUAUUUGUUGUAUUCUUGUUCAUUUACAUUGCAACUGUUGGGGGCAACUUGCUAAUUGUGGUGAUCAUCAGUAGCAGCCCAGCACUCUGGGGCUCCCCCAUGUACUUCUUCCUGGCUUUUCUGUCCUUCCUGGAUGCGUGCUUCUCCUCUGUCAUUGCCCCAAAGAUGAUUGUGGACUCUCUCCAUGAAAGGAAAACCAUUUCCUUCAAAGGCUGCAUGACCCAGAUCUUUGCUGAACACUUCUUUGCUGGGGUGGAGGUGAUUGUCCUCAGUGCCAUGGCCUAUGACCGCUAUGUGGCCAUCUGCAAGCCUUUGCACUAUUCUUCUAUCAUGAAUCACAGACUCUGUGUCCUUCUGAUGGUAGCCUGGACAGGGGGUUUCGUUCAUUCCAUGAUACAGAUUCUCUUCACUUUCCAGCUGCACUUCUGUGGCCCCAAUGUCAUCGAUCACUUCAUGUGUGACUUGUACCCAUUGCUGGAACUUGCCUGCACUGACACUCACAUCUUUGGGCUUUUGGUAGUCACCAACAGUGGGUUUAUCUGUAUCCUAAUCUUCUCCUUUUUGCUUGUCUCCUAUGGGGUCAUCCUGCUGUCUCUGAGAACCCGUAGCUCUGAAGGGCAGCAGAAAGCCCUCUCCACCUGUGGAUGUCACAUUGCUGUUGUGAUUUUAUUCUUCGUCCCAUGCAUAUUUGUGUAUGCACGACCUCCAUCUGCUUUCUCCUUUGACAAAAUGGUAGCCAUAUUUUACACCAUCUUAACUCCUUUGCUCAAUCCUUUGAUUUACACGUUCAGAAAUAAGGAAGUGAAAAGUGUCAUGAGGAAAAUGUGGACCAGAAUAAUGGUGGUUUCUAAUGAAAAAUAA
Messenger RNA from Capra hircus (goat), 933 nucleotides. RefSeq names its product olfactory receptor 4C15-like. Gene Ontology annotation, cellular component: membrane. The record is from RefSeq and is a predicted model, not a curated record. Gene Ontology annotation, biological process: G protein-coupled receptor signaling pathway. Lineage: Eukaryota; Metazoa; Chordata; Mammalia; Artiodactyla; Bovidae. Gene Ontology annotation, molecular function: G protein-coupled receptor activity; olfactory receptor activity.